AUGAAGGUCAUAUUCAGCCGCUCGCUUCAGCUGUAUCUCACUAGAGUUUCAAAGGUUCUUCCCCUACAUAAUGAAUUUAAUGUUCCCGGCGUACACCGACCCUAUCUUCAUUUUAACCGAGAAAAGGUGAUUUGCCAAAGGGCAAUGGGCCGAGAGCCAAAAUCCAUCGGCGAGGCCGUCAAUGCUCUGAACACUAUUCGGAUGAGAUCAUCAUCCGCCGGACAGGAAGACCGCGAACUCCGGUGUUUCAGGACGUGCACCUAA
Molecule: messenger RNA, 264 nt
Organism: Colletotrichum lupini
Lineage: Eukaryota; Fungi; Ascomycota; Sordariomycetes; Glomerellales; Glomerellaceae
Exons: 2
Coding region: 1-264 (87 amino acids)
Source: RefSeq, a predicted model, not a curated record